GGCAGCCGCGCUCCCGACAUGCCCCGCAGCGGCCGCCCACCGCCGGAUUUGAAUCGCAGCACCGCUCUGUGGCGGCGGCGGCGGCGGGAUGAGUGCUCCGUCGUUGCCCCCGGCCUGGCAGCUCUACCUCAAGGACCACCGCAUCUCCACAUUUAAGAACUGGCCCUUCUUGGAGGGCUGCGCCUGCACCCCAGAGCGGAUGGCCGCUGCCGGUUUCAUCCACUGUCCCACUGAGAACGAGCCCGAUUUGGCUCAGUGUUUCUUCUGCUUCAAAGAGCUGGAAGGCUGGGAGCCAGACGACGACCCCAUAGAAGAACAUAAAAAGCAUUCAUCCGGUUGUGCGUUCCUUUCUGUCAAGAAGCAGUUUGAAGAGUUAACCCUCAGUGAAUUUUUGAAACUGGACAAAGAAAGAGCCAAGAACAAAAUUGCAAAGGAAACCAACAAUAAGCAGAAAGAAUUUGAAGAAACUGCAAAGAAAGUCCGCUGUGCCAUUGAGCAGCUGGCUGCCUCGGAGUGACGCCUCCCCACCGUCCUUGCCCCCAGCGACCCGUCGUUUCCGAGGCACAGCCCUCAGCGGCGUUGCCAGCUUUUCUCCAGGGCCACCUGGCUGUGUCUGAGGAGGGGAGGACGAGAACGCCAGCCCUUUGAAAUGAGAGCGCUGACUCUGCAGGGGCUGCUUCCGCUGGGCCGCUGGUGCUGAGUACAGUGACCCAUUCUUUCUCCUCUGGUAGCUUUUGCUUCAGCGAUUCCUGGACUUAGCGGCGGGGGGGGGGGGGGGAGAAGUCCGUCCUCGUGGGUAGAGCCCUUCCACGCCGUGGACGGGACAGACAGCAGUGGGGGUCCCGUUUUAAGUUUCUCUUGCAUAAUAAUCUCCGUUUACGGUGUGCACACCGCGUGUUCCAAGUGCUCUGUAUUGUCUCACUCUGCCGCCCGCAGGUCCCACGGCCUUCCCGUUCACCCCGUCAGGUCUGGGGUCAUAGCAGCUCCCUUCCUCCCAGGGGGAUUGAAAGCGCCGUGUGUGUGUGUGUGUGUGUGUGUGUGUGUGUGUGUUAGGGGUUCCUCACUGUCCCAUCUUCCAUCUUGUGACUUUCAGGUGCACAGGGGGACCUGUGGGAUUAGCCCCAGGCUCCACCUUGGGGCUUCAUCUGUGUAAGAGCUCUUUCCGGGGCUGAGUGGUGAGGGGCGGGCGUGGUUGGCAGAAGGACUGAUGUCUUGAGAGUGGGGCCGGCCUCCUGCUUCGAGGGCAGCGGGAGGUACUUUGCCUCCAGCGGCACAUGGCAAGGUUGCAGCAUUUCUCUUCGAUAGAUGAGGAGACGGCCCUUCAGGCCGGACAAGGCACUUUGCAGAGGCCUGGUCGUGGCUUCUUCAAGUUAGCAAAGUGCCGUGCCUUCUCCCUGGGGAGUCCUGCUCAGGACCAGCUGUCAUCUGUGGUCGGGGCAGGCAGGGGUGGGAUGAAAAACCCAAGAAAGAAUCUGGUCUUAAUAUUUCUCAUAGUCUUCAAAUAGCUACUUCCCAUUAAUGAUGUGGAUUAGGCGGCUGAUAACUCACCUGUCUUUCUAAUGUGAAUCUUCCUAAAGGAGGGUAAUUGAAUAAAUUAAUUUAAAAAGUGAA
This is a messenger RNA of Phacochoerus africanus (Common warthog), 1611 nucleotides long. It is a transcript of the gene BIRC5, whose product is annotated as baculoviral IAP repeat containing 5. NCBI's taxonomy places the organism in Eukaryota, Metazoa, Chordata, Mammalia, Artiodactyla, Suidae. The transcript has 4 exons. The record is from RefSeq and is a predicted model, not a curated record. Bases 89 to 517 code for a protein of 142 amino acids.